Molecule: messenger RNA, 303 nt
Organism: Ambispora leptoticha
Lineage: Eukaryota; Fungi; Glomeromycota; Glomeromycetes; Archaeosporales; Ambisporaceae
Source: the annotation of a GenBank genome assembly
AUGUCAAUUCCUCCGAAUGACCCAAAUUUUCAAAAAAUUUCUUUAAAUCAAGAUAUUACCCCUCAUAUAUACAGCUUAAAUCAACCAAAGUUAAAAAAACCUGUUCUAAUGCUAAUGCCAAUAAAACCAAAAAUCGCAGCAAGCCCUAAAAAAUUGGAAAACCCUACACUUUAUAUGAAUUCUGAAGAACAGAAAAAUACGAAUACGCAGUUUUCAGCUAUUGAUCAAUUGAAAUUGCAAGAAGCGGCUAAAGAUGCGCUUAAUGAUCAUGAACACAAAUAUAAAGCCGAGAUCGGAACUUAA